Molecule: messenger RNA, 2121 nt
Organism: Punctularia strigosozonata HHB-11173 SS5
Lineage: Eukaryota; Fungi; Basidiomycota; Agaricomycetes; Corticiales; Punctulariaceae
Exons: 6
Coding region: 30-1931 (633 amino acids)
Source: RefSeq, a predicted model, not a curated record
CCCCUCCUCCCCCUCACUCGCGGCACGCCAUGCAUACACGGUGGUUUGUAUUGGGCCUCCUGACCCUCUCCGCGUCUCUUGUCGCUGCCCUCCCUUCGGCUGCACCCGCAUCGCAGCCCAUCCUGCGUGAUGUGUCCGCGGGAGCCGCCGAUCUGGCCGUAUUAGGACUUCACGAUCUAACAAAACGAGACGAACAUGGACAUCACCACGGUGCUCCCCUUACGGAGCUGGAUGAGACCCAGAUCUUGCAGGGACACGCGCCUACGCCGCCCUCAUAUUGGACGAUAGACAUUGACGAACCCGGAGAUGAGCCCCGAUAUCCUGGGCUGAUGGCCGCACAUGCUCUUUUCAUGAGUCUUGCGUUCUUUGGCGCUUUGCCUGCGGGAAUUGCGCUUCGGAGCGUGAAGCACGCGUGGCACGGAGUCUCCAUCGGGCUGUUCUGGGGUUUUGUAGUCUUGGGUGUUUCGUGUAGCGCGCUGUACCGCAAAAUGACACCGAAUAUGUACGAAGGUCAGGUGCACUCUUCGCACGGAUUCGCCGUCCUCCUGGUCGCCGCCGUGUUGUCGGUCAUCGAUGCGCUCGCAUUCUUUGUCCGACUAUUUAAUUACCUGCGCUCCGUCCGUGCGAACCCCGGCACGUUCUCCUUCAAGUCAUUCUGGCGCAUCGUCUUUCUCAACCAAGAUGAACAUGGCCUGGGCUCCUCCGCAGAAUACGCCGGUCUUGUACUGGAGGAGGAUCCGGAGGAGUUGGAGGAGCACCAACUCCACAAGCUAGGCGAACUGGAAACCGUCUUCAACGUCGACGAUGUCCACGAUAACCACAAUCCUACCUCGGAGUGGGUCAACGGCAACCGCCCAACCGUUCACCGCCAGAAUUCGGGCUCGUCCGACCGGUCCCGCCAUUCUGAAGAAACAUUGAGAGAUCCGACGACUCCGGUGCGGACUCACUUCUCAAGGCCCCGGCCGAGAACCUCGCUCGUGCUCCGCAUCGGCAACGGUAUCUUCGCAACGAUGGAGCGUGUGCUUGUCUUCGCCGCAUGGGCGCAGGUCACCGAAGGCAUCGUGGUCUACACUGGCGGCUGCAGACAAAACUAUCUGAAUGGAUGCUUGGCUCAUAUCAUCAAGGGAAGCAUCUUCUGGUGCUACGGUCUGGCGUCCUUCGCUCGGUUCUUGGGAGCAUUCUCAUCCAUGGGUUGGGCUUGGAACCGAGCUCCUCAUGGCGAUCGCUACCCUACUGCUGAGUUCACCGAGUGUUUUGUCAUCUUCCUGUACGGUGCCACGAAUACCUGGAUGGAGCGUUUCGGUGCGCAUCCUGGCGACCCCUACACCACAAAACAAAUCCAGCAUAUCGGUAUCGCAGUCAUGUUUUGGUUCGCUGGUCUGGUUGGGAUGGGUAUCGAGUCCAAGACGAUUCGUCGUUGGCUUGCGUCUGGCUCGAGCAUUGUUUCAGACGAAUUGUCUCCGGGGCAAGCCAUCGAAGAACCUGCUAGCUACCGCGCCUCGUUCAACCCUUUCCCGGCCCUCGUCAUCGGUGUGACCGGCGCUGCCAUGGCUGCGCACGCCCAGACGUACCUCUUCCAGGUGCAGAUCCACUCCCUAUGGGGCAAUCUCCUCCUCGGAUUCAGCGUGUUGCGAUGCCUCACAUAUUUCUUCAUGUGGCUUGGCCCCCCGCGUUCCAUCCUGCCUUCGCGUCCGCCAACGGAGGCGCUCGGCAGUUUCUUCCUUGCCUGCGGUGGCCUCGCGUUUAUUUCAUCCACUGAAGAGAUCACUCUGGCAGCUAUGAGGCGUGGCCGUGAUGAUGUUAUGAUGUUCCUCAACGUCACUGUCGCUCUCACAUGUCUCGGCUUCUGUUGGACUCUGGCCGUUGUGCUUUUCAAGGCAUGGCUCCAGUCCCGCACACAUCCCGCGCCGUCUUUCCGCAGUCCACUCUAAUCCUGGGACGAGUUCCCGGGUUUACCUCCCAUCAUCCACCUGUAUCCUUUUGAUAGCGCUACCCCCAUCCAUUCUGUUGUUUGUGUUGCAUCGCUGGUCCCCCACGCAUAACUUUUAUUCACGCAAUGUAUUACUUACCAUAUUCGCUAUGAUCUUCUUCGAUGACCCACUAAUGCCCAUCCUAUACCUG